Zea mays is the source of this 1576-nucleotide messenger RNA. Its product is annotated as transcription factor MYB60. Gene Ontology annotation, biological process: response to auxin. NCBI's taxonomy places the organism in Eukaryota, Viridiplantae, Streptophyta, Magnoliopsida, Poales, Poaceae. Bases 71 to 1096 code for a protein of 341 amino acids. The transcript has a single exon. The record is from RefSeq and is a predicted model, not a curated record.
GGCACGCACGUAUAUAGCAUAGCAUAGCAUAGCUGCAGGGUGCAGGCUGCAGAGAGCGAGCUGCAGCGCCAUGGGCAGGCCGCCGUGCUGCGACAAGGAGGGGAUCAAGAAGGGGCCAUGGACGCCGGAGGAGGACAUCAUCCUGGUGUCCUACAUCCAGGAGCACGGCCCGGGCAACUGGCGCUCCGUGCCCAUCAACACGGGCCUCAUGCGCUGCAGCAAGAGCUGCCGCCUCCGCUGGACCAACUACCUCCGCCCCGGCAUCCGGCGCGGCAACUUCACCCCGCACGAGGAAGCCAUCAUCGUCCACCUCCAGUCCUUGCUCGGCAACAGGUGGGCCGCCAUUGCUUCUUACCUCCCGCAGAGAACCGACAACGACAUCAAGAACUACUGGAACACCCACCUCAAGAAGAAGCUCAAGAAGCAGCAGGCCAUCGGCGCCAUCUUCGCACCACCCGACUCCUCCUCGUCGUCCUCCUCCAUCGUAGUACCACCCGCCGCUACCACCACCACCACCACCGUCGACCACCACCACCGUGACAUGCUCGGCGCCAACCUCCUCGUCUCCUCCAAGGACACCUACUACUACGCGCGCCCACCAGCCGAGGCCGCCGCCGUCGCCCGCCGCUCGCCGUUCGCCGCCGACGGCGACAGCUCCUCGUCGUCGUACGCCUCCAGCAUGGACAACAUAUCCAGGCUACUCACCGGCUUCAUGAAGCAGCAGCACGACGACGCUGCUGCUGCUGCCGACACCAAGCCCCCGGCCCCGGCCGCCCAAGUCAACAGCCCGCCGCCUGCUGCUUUUCUGUCGCCGUCGUUCCACCACCACAUGUCCGCCGGCACCGGGAGUGGCACGCCACCUGCAGCUUCAGCGGCCUACUUCAACGACAUGAUGCCGCCGCCGCCGCCGCAGCAGCAGGCGGCGCUGAUGGGCGGGCACGGCGACUACGAUGACGGGCCCAGCAGCCGGCAGCACCUGCAGCCGUCCCCGCUGUCUCCCAUCGAGAAGUGGCUGUUCGAAGAGGCUGCCGAGCAGGUCGGCGACCUCAUGGAUCUGUCCGAAGACUGCUGCUCGUCGGUUCCAAUGAUGUUCUAGAUCAAAAAAAAAAAACAAAGAAGAGAAGAGAUCAAUAAUAAUAUACUAUUAUACAAUACAUAUGACAGAGCCCAAUAUACACACACCAGUUAUUAGUUAGGUUGUUGUAAUUUUCUGCAAGUUUUACUUUUUUUUUUGUCCUAGAAGGAAGUUAUAUGCUUACAUGUAUACUUAUUAUGUUACAUAUAUAUAUUCAUGCAUGAGAGAGAAAAAAACAUACAUACAUAUAUAUACCGGUCAAAGUCAAACACCCCUGUGAAAAGGUCAUCUUCCUUUCAGGUGUAUACAUACAUGCAAACGUUACUAGCUAGCUUGUGGUAGAUUUGACACUGGGCAAUCAAAAAGCCAGAAGAAUAAGAGACAGCAACAGGCUAGCUACUAGGAAUAAGAGUAACUGAAUGACAUGUGUAGUAAGCAUGUCAGCAUGAUGUAACCAUGGUCAUCUGUAGUUCAUACUUUUCUUGUUAUAUAUAUCUAUAU